Messenger RNA from Schistocerca serialis cubense, 1140 nucleotides. RefSeq names its product trypsin-1-like. Gene Ontology annotation, molecular function: serine-type endopeptidase activity. The record is from RefSeq and is a predicted model, not a curated record. The transcript is spliced from 8 exons. Gene Ontology annotation, biological process: proteolysis. The coding region runs from base 46 to 858 and encodes 270 amino acids. Lineage: Eukaryota; Metazoa; Arthropoda; Insecta; Orthoptera; Acrididae.
AGCAACAGCGUUCGUCAGCGGCGAACGCAGUCGCAGUCGCACACGAUGGCCGCUGCACGCACCGCCCUGCCGCUGCUCUUUCUGUGGGCCGCUGCUGUCUCAGCUGAACCAUCUACUGCUGGUGGCAACAGAAACACUCAGUCGGCUAAACCAUUAAUUGUAGGUGGCAGUAGAGCUCAAAUAGGAGAGAUUCCGUGGCAAGUGUCAAUACACGAAAACAAUAGACAUCUAUGUGGUGGCUCUAUUUUGGACUCUGAGUGGGUGCUGACAGCGGCACAUUGCUUUCUGGAUAACAACCCUAGUCCAUACCUUGUAAAAGCUGGUUUUAUUGACCAAAACAAUCCUGGCAGUACACUGCAAAAUUCCAGUGUUACAAAAAUCAUCACACAUGAGGGAUACAUCAUGAAUGAAUUGCCAUACGAUAUUGCACUGAUGAAACUGAGCACUCCUUUCACACUGAAUAGCUAUGUAUCUGCUAUUUCACUUCCAACUAGCUCUGCUUUCAAAGCACAAGGCAUAGCAACAGAUAGUGGCUGGGGUGCAACUCAAGAGGAUGGAGCGCCUUCUCAAUUUCUAUAUAAAGUACAGGUACCAAUAAUGACAUCAGAUAUGUGCCUAGAGUAUUACGGUGAAGAUUUUGAUAUAAACAUCCUACUGUGUGCUGGUUACCCUGAUGGAGGGAAGGAUUCUUGCCAGGGAGACUCGGGUGGGCCAAUGACAUGUAGUGAGUCUGGUUCAACAACUCCUCUUCUCUGUGGUAUAAUAGCAGCAGGACAGGGAUGUGGAAGGAAGGACUACCCAGGAAUUUAUACUAAUGUUGCUGCAUACCUCAGCUGGAUUGCAAACAAUAAAAACUGAAACACACUAAUACUGUAUUCUGAUUUUUCAUUUUACAAUUGUUUUUUAAAGUUGAUUAUUGACUGAGCAUUAUUUUCUCUAACUCUUGAGUGGGCACACCUAUGUAUAAUGUACACCAACCACAAAAAAACAUUGUGUUGCACUGUUCCAUUGUUGUUUUACAACUGUGAGUCCAUGCCUAUUCCUUUAUUAUUGCUGCAGCUAAUGCAGUGAUAAGUUGGGCUGUUAUACAUCUAAGUGAGCACCAGUAAUAUAAAAUAAAAGCAAGCCAGGAGAGAAAAA